This is a messenger RNA of Cinara cedri, 1679 nucleotides long. Lineage: Eukaryota; Metazoa; Arthropoda; Insecta; Hemiptera; Aphididae. The record is from the annotation of a GenBank genome assembly.
GCUGUUUGACGCUAACGAGUAAUGAUUACAAAUUGUGAAAUAUUUAGUUUUCUUUGGAACUGUGAUCCUUCUCAAACAAUACAUUUAAUUCAGUAAAUUAGUGUUGUUUUUAUUUUAAAUAGAAAUGCAUCUCGAUUUCAAAAGCUUUGAAGCUAUACGUAACUAUGUGCUAAAUAGUUCACAUAAAAAGUCGAUAUCAUCUGGCAUAAAAAAUGAAAUAGUGAUACUGUGGGAGUAAUAUAGAGAGGGUAUAGUUGAUGUUUAAAUCUCAAGACAUUUGGUUAUUUACAUAAACUUUGAAAUGCCGAGUUGUCUUUUGUGCUGUAGAUCCAAAAAUGCCAGAAGUAAAAACGAAAAAAUUACUUUUCACAGGUAUCUAUAAAUUAUAAUUGUGACCUAAACUAAAAUUCAUUAUUAAUAAAUAAUUACCUUAGGUAUAUAUUGUACCUACUAGAAUAUUUAAGCAAGAUAUUAUUACUACACAUUCCUUAUUAGUAACUUAAUAACUGUAAAUUAAAUACACUAAAUGAUUUACGAAGUUAAGCACUCCUGUCUCUUUAUCUAUCUAGCUAUCUAGCUAUCUAUCUAUACAUUAAUUUAUUCAUCUAUUUGUCAAAAAUAUAUAUGUUUACUGUUACAUUAAUUUAAAUUUGUAUGCAUAAUUAGAUUACAAUUUUUAUGGUUUUUCAACUGUUUCUAUUAUUAUUGAUAUUUAUAGUAUUUUUCUUUUAGGUAUCCAAAACGUCCAGAAAUUCUUAAGAAAUGGAUCGAGUUUACUAAAAAUUAUGAUGAUGACCGUAAUAUGUUAGAAAAUAAUAUAACAGUAAACAGUGUCAUGUGUUCUGCUCAUUUUUUACCUGAUAGUUUUUAUGUCUACAAAAGAACCACUGUAUUAAAACCUACAGCUACUCCUUGUGUAACAAUAACACGUGUUCGUGGUGUAAGUUAAUAACAUAAUUUAUUUAUACUAAGUUAUUUACACAAUUGUUAUUUAAAAUUAAUUUUAGGGUAGAUUGAAUUAUCCAGAAAUAAUUUUUGUCAAAGAUAACAUGAAAAAUGAUACUCAGACUGAAAAAGAUGAUGAUAAUAAUGCUAACUUAAAAUGUUCCCCCCAUAUUACAGACUUUUCUCAAGACAUUUUGGAACAAGUUCCUAACAUAAAUGUACGAUUUAACAAUGAUUAUGUUUUCUGUUUUAUAAUAAAAAUCUAAUAUUAUAGGGGUUUAGUGAUGAACUUGCAGUAGAUAUAGUUGAAACUACACCAAGUAAAUUGUAUUAUAAUUCUUCAAGUGCCUCAUAAUAAGGUUUCAAUAAAUAUCAUGGACCAGCUAUUUGCAUUUACUCAUCAGAAAAAAAGGUGUAUUUUAGAAAUUACCAUAUUAAAUAUUAUUUUAACAUUAUACUAUUGUUAUAUUUUGUAGAUAGACCAAUAUUGAAGCCAGCAAAGUAGAAAACAAAUAUGAUGAAUACCUAAAAGACAGUUUCUUGAACAAAGAGUUAUUGUGUUAACAUAAGAAACUAGUUAGUAAAAAAUAAAAACAAGCACUUAGUAAAAAUAACUUUAAUAUUUGUCUUAUUAUAUAAAAUAAUUAAACUAAUAAUAAAAUUCAAGGUUCUCAUAUCACAAUUAUUUUUAAAUCUUAACAAAAAACUAAAAUGUCUUAAAUUACAUAAUUGUU